UCCAAAGAAAGUCGUAUCUUGCGCCUAUCCCCGCACGCUUUUUGCAACCGAGAAAAAAAACAAACCAAAAGGGCGCUGGGGGCAGGAAGCCUGCUGCUGAAAAGCUCAAACCCUCCUCACUUCCACGCCUCUCCCCCCUUUCCACGCUUCGCUCCCGGCAGCCACUCCCCAUGUCUUCUAGAGGAGGAGGGAUAGGCGGCGGCGAAGGAGGAGAUCACCAUGGCGUCUACCACCAGCACGGCCACGGCCAUCUCGCCCGCGCAGAUGGGUCCGAGUUCAUGUUCAACAGCAACGACAUGGAGAGCUUCUUCUUCAGCCAGCCCGGGCCGGGCGUCGUCGGCGGCGGGGGUAGCAGCAGGGCCGGCGCCGACGAGCUCAUGCCGCCCUACUCCAGCCUCACCGACUACCUGCAGGGGUUCCUGGACCCCUCCGGGCUGGCGCGGCACCUGGACGCGCCGUUCCCGCCGGCGGAUCAGGAGGCCCCGGUCAAGCACGAGCUGUCCCUCGACGUGAUGAGCCACGACAGCCAGGGCACCAGCGGCGGCGGCGCGGCCGGAGAAGGCGCCGCGCUGCUCACGCCCAACUCCUCGGUGUCUCUCUCGUCCAGCGACCGGGAGGGGGACGGCGGCCAGCCUCGUCGGUGCAAGAAAAAGGCGGACGAUGAGGUGGCCGCGGAGGGGGAUGAGAAAGAUCAGGAAGAUGGGGAGAAUUCCACGAAAGCGACCAAACCCAACAAGAAGAAAACCGAGAAGAGGCAGAGGCAGCCCCGAGUGGCGUUCCUGACCAAGAGCGAGGUGGAUCACCUUGAGGACGGCUACCGGUGGCGCAAAUACGGCCAGAAGGCGGUCAAGAACAGCCCAUACCCAAGGAGCUACUACCGGUGCACGACGCCCAAGUGCGGCGUGAAGAAGCGCGUGGAGCGGUCGUACCAGGACCCGUCGACGGUGAUCACGACGUACGAGGGGCAGCACACGCACCACAGCCCGGCCAGCCUCCGCGCCGGCGGCGCGCACCUCUUCAUGGCCGGGGCGCACGCGCUGCCGCCGCACCUCAUGCCGGGCGGCGGCGGCUUCCGGCCGGACCUGAUGGGCAUGAUGCAUCACAUCCCCACGGGCGCAAGCCCUAGCAUGUUCCUGCCGAGCAUGCCGCCUCCGCAGAUGCCAGCGCCGUCGCCUCCUCCCCCUCCUAUUCAUCAGCAGCACCACUUCACGGACUACGCCCUCUUGCAGGACCUUUUCCCGUCGUCCACAAUGCCCAACGACCCAUAACUAACUGCCACACAAUUUAUUAGCUGCUAGCCUAGAUCAUCGACACAUGAGAUGCUUCUUCUGAAAUACUCGAGUUUGGGCGCGCCAAAUGUGAUCACCUGACCCUAUUAUUGGGCUUGGUCUUGCACGGUGAGGGAGUUGUUAUUAUAUUGUUGAUUAAUCUGAUGCAUGCAAGCUUUCAUCUUAAACUUUUGCUUGCAUUUCUUCCUCUUCCAUUUGUCAACUUCUCUCCUCCUGGCCUCCCGCGGAUGGAAGUUACUUUAAAACUAUCGCUAGAACGGCAACAUAAUUUAUAUGUGUACAUCACCUCUAGCUAGACUUCAUGUACAUGUACUAGUGUAUAUCAUGUGUUCCUCAUUGACUCGUUCGGGAGAAAUUUGAAGGGAGCUACUAUUUCAUUUCUUUCCCUAGUUCCCAUGUGAAACUCAAGAAGAUGCCACCUCCACUUCUGCUUGUUUUUCCCUAUAGCAUGGUGCCUGGAUGCCGUGUCCAGGCGUGCCGCUUCUCUGGUCCAUGUGUAGAACUUGAGCUGAUAAUAUGUUGGUGUAUGUAAACAAGAGUUUGUUUGCUUUGGUGUU
Messenger RNA from Panicum virgatum (switchgrass), 1846 nucleotides. RefSeq names its product WRKY transcription factor 71-like. Gene Ontology annotation, molecular function: DNA-binding transcription factor activity; sequence-specific DNA binding. The record is from RefSeq and is a predicted model, not a curated record. Gene Ontology annotation, biological process: regulation of DNA-templated transcription. Lineage: Eukaryota; Viridiplantae; Streptophyta; Magnoliopsida; Poales; Poaceae. Bases 171 to 1268 code for a protein of 365 amino acids. The transcript is spliced from 3 exons.